Austrofundulus limnaeus is the source of this 879-nucleotide messenger RNA. RefSeq names its product cathepsin Z. Gene Ontology annotation, biological process: proteolysis. Lineage: Eukaryota; Metazoa; Chordata; Actinopteri; Cyprinodontiformes; Rivulidae. The record is from RefSeq and is a predicted model, not a curated record. Gene Ontology annotation, molecular function: cysteine-type peptidase activity.
CAAUGCUUCAGGGAGGAGCUUUGAACAAAUAGGCGGAGCUUUGUGUCAGCAAGCAUCGAGGCAGCUCUGAAUGGCUACCGCAGGAGAUGCAAGGAUUUUUCAAASGUCCUCACCUGGCUGARUGAUGAGGAAGACACACCUAGUUAGACAGGCCCUCCAACUCACCUUCAACCCACUCUCAGGUGGGUUCAAUGUCGUCUGAUUAACUUAAAACACAUCAGGUGUGUCUGCCUCAGACUGUGUCUCUGCAGGUUCUGUCAGCAUGAUUCAGUUAGUGAGUUUUAUUUGUAUAACAGUUGCACAUUUUGCCAUAGCAAGAGAGUUUUUAAUUAGUAAGUCUGGAUGUUAUAAACCUGCACCGAGGAAGGCAAAUUUUGGAGUUAGAACUGCACAUCGAGCUCAUGAACUCCUGAACUUUGCUCAGCUGCCAAAGUCCUGGGAUUGGAGGAACGUAAACGGGAUCAACUAUGCCAGUGCGACUCGGAACCAGCACAUCCCUCAGUACUGUGGUUCUUGCUGGGCUCAUGGCAGUACCAGUGCCAUUGCAGAUCGUAUCAAUAUCAAGCGCAGAGGAGCGUGGCCAUCUGCUUAUUUGUCUGUCCAACACGUAAUCGACUGCUCCCGAUCUGGCACCUGUCACGGCGGAGACCAUGCCGGGGUGUGGGAGUACGCCCAUGCUCACGGAAUACCCGAUGAGACUUGCAACAACUACCAGGCCGUUGACCAAGAAUGUAAUCCUUUCAAUGCCUGUGGGACUUGUACGCAUUUCGAYGAGUGCAAACCUGUGCGGAACUACACGCUGUGGAAAGUGGGUGACUAUGGAGCCGUUAGUGGAAGAGAUGAUAUGAAGGCAGAAAUCUACACUGGUGGACCGAUCAG